Messenger RNA from Aspergillus oryzae RIB40, 2964 nucleotides. RefSeq names its product putative AT DNA binding protein. The transcript has 2 exons. Lineage: Eukaryota; Fungi; Ascomycota; Eurotiomycetes; Eurotiales; Aspergillaceae. Gene Ontology annotation, molecular function: DNA binding. The record is from RefSeq and is a predicted model, not a curated record. Bases 1 to 2964 code for a protein of 987 amino acids.
AUGAACCAAGACAGCCCUUCGCGCAAACGCCCCCGGAAUUCUACCAUGACAACCAAAGUACCGCUGAAGGAUGAGGCAGACACUAUGGAGCAGACCCCUAGAAAACGCCGCGGACGCCCGAGGAAGUCAGACACAAUGGUUCAAAGCGCGACACCGAAUGGGGGGAGUCCUGGUCAUACUCCUGGCCCGGGAGGCGCAAGUGCGCAAAAGAGGAAGCGAGGUAGACCUAGGAAAUAUCUCCCGGAGCCGGAUGCCGUAGACGACGUUGCCGAUCAGGUGGCAAAUAGCCAGGUACAUGAGCCGUCUGUUGUCGAGCCCGAGCCAAGUUGGGCUCCCCUGAACCUUACUGCAGAUGGCGAAUCUGACGAUGGCUUGCCGGAUGAUCAAGGCUACGCAGAACCCUUUGAAGGUGAGGCUCAGAUGGAGCAAUUUGAUGAUAACCCUCAGAAUCAGAGUCCUGGAGUUGAAUAUGAGCGUACUUACGAUACGCCAAAUGUCGAUUAUAUGGAUGAUGUUUAUAUGCAGAAUGACGAGAAUAUACAUUCAACACCAUCAAAGAUGCCUUCUCCAUCUCGUGAGAGCCAGAUUAUCUCUCCAGAUAACACCAUAUACGCUGGUCGUACACCUAGACCGCCUCGUCAAUACCCCACCCCAGCAUCCUCAUCAUUAGUCGAUGAGGAAAGACAAGACCGAGGGGCGCAAAACUCUAUCUCGCGCAAUCGCUUUCGCCAAAGCGGAGUUCAUGCUACAAACGACCCUACAGAUGAACACAGAGAAUUCGAUUCUAUAAUGGAGAGUGAAGGGUUUAGCAUGGUUUCGCUGGAUACACUACCGUCAGCUAAACAACAUGGACUCAGCGCCAGCUCUCAAGUAACAAAGGGCGCUUUGAAGCCGUUUCUGGAGCGGGAAAGCAACGGUGUCUUAAGACGAAAAUCCUCGAUCCGGAAUCAGGCCAAUGAAGAAGAAGCCGGUCUAAUUACGCAACCUGAGCCAUCAGCCCUGGCACAAGAGAAGGCUACUGUGGACUACAGGUCCGCUAGGGCAUAUUCUUCCCCUACUUCUCCAGCGCCUGUUCCGGUUCAAGCCUCUAGCAGACGGCGGCGACGACCAAUAGCCAGGUUUGUGAGGUUGGUCCGUGUGGGCAUUGCUCUGGAGAGCGCUCUAAGGCGUCCGUAUGACAGAGAGUAUCCCCGAGGUCUCCUGUCAAGUCCUGAGAUACGCGUGUCGCAAGAUCAGAUGUCCAGCUUGGAGACAUCUAGGAAACGAUUGGAGCUGCUCUUCAGCGAAUUCGAUUCAGAGAUACAACGCGAUCUACAGUCGGCCUUGAAAUUCGGUCAAGAGCUCGCGAAGAGACGAGUGCAGGCAGAGAUUGAGAAUGCAAGGAAAGCCCCUGAGAUGGAAACUAUCACAGAAACCACGCCAAAAGGCCUGAGCGAAACAAGUGGGUCUCGGGAAAUGUCGCGGGAACCUGAUGGACUAAGGGACUACGAUACACCAGGCUCAGAGAUGAGGCGUCGGAUGGAAGAAUGGCAACGGGAGAGGGAAGCUAUCAGCCGCGAAAUUCAAUUGGCCAACUCAAGCCAGGUCAUUGUUAUUGACAGUGAUGUGAGUGGCCCUCCGAGUCCAGAGGGGGGCAUGGCUGCUCCCAAAGCUGAUGAAGAGCGUGACUGGACCUCUGACAUCGAUCGUGGAGACGCAGAUGCACUAUCAGUGCAUGACAAACCCGAAGAUGGUCGCUUUAGUGAACAAGAGGAGGAAGACGAAGAUGACGGAUACGAAGAUAUCUGGCAACAAGAGGCUAAUGAUAGAGGCGAUCUUUCGGACCGCUCGUCUGUUUCGUAUGUUCAUCAAAGCUUGGACAAUAACAGGCAAGAGUCUAGUCCUCAAACAAAUAGCUCGAUAUCUGAACGGAGUGCUAUCGAUAAUUCGUAUUCUCCAGCCUACUGGACCAAUGCUCACGACAAGGUGCCGUUUCUAGGCAAGUCGCGAAUCAAAGAGCUACGAGAACAGGAUGUUGAUAUUUCCGCACUAUUGCGUCCAGGGGCUACCCCCAAACGUUCGCGUUACUACUACGGGCAAAGCAGCCCCCCAAGUACAGAAAACGGACGAGAUCCCGAGCAGCCACAGCCAACCGCGGUACCCUACAGCGAGGAGGCAAAGGAGGAUGAAUACGAGGAAGAAGAAGUACAGGGAGUGCGGCAGGAUGAGGAGGAUCACUUACUUGAACCUCCGCAGUCAGAUGAUUAUCUGGAGUCAAGCCCUCAGAGAGCCCCAGGGGAAGAGACAUUCCAGCUGGAUCCAACUACGAAUUUUGAAAAUGCACGACAACACUCGGAUUUGUGGCUAGAAGGGUAUGGUGAUGGGAAUCUUUCAGAUGCAGCUUCACCUGAACCACAGACCGCUCACGAGACACCUGUCCUCACCCCCGAACGCCAGCAGCCCUCCAGUACCAGAAAACAAGCAUCAUCCUGGCUCCAAAAGAUUACUAAUCUUACGCCUCAAUGGUUGAAAGUACCAAAAAGAAGAUCAUUUGCAGAGCCUGCUCUAUCUGUAUAUGACGAGGCUUCAGAGGACGAAGAUGAUGACGGGUCCCGCUCGAGAAACGUGGAAGAAAACUACAUGGAGGAAGCGCCAAGACUGCAUCGGGACCAUGAACAACAGAGCCUUUCUAGCCCGUUAGACGACCAGUCGCCCAAUGUAGAAGCAAAAGACGAUACGUAUGAUCGUCCUUUGCCGCUGGCUGUCUCUGGAUAUUUCUCUGACGAUCACUACAUCCUCCUUCGUCGUCUUUACCGUCUGGCAAAAAGACAUCCAGAACGCUUCAUUUACUACCCUGGUCCAGGGCGAUCGGAUAUCAUUGGUGAUUGGAUAUGGACGUCGGACGGUUUACAUGGGGUCCCCAUCACGGAGCUUUCUUUUUUUGGUUUCGUUUCCCGGACCCCGUUACCAGCUUGGCAACGAUAG